Molecule: messenger RNA, 1289 nt
Organism: Grammomys surdaster
Lineage: Eukaryota; Metazoa; Chordata; Mammalia; Rodentia; Muridae
Gene: Ankrd1
Product: ankyrin repeat domain 1
Exons: 9
Coding region: 107-1066 (319 amino acids)
Biological process (GO): regulation of transcription by RNA polymerase II
Cellular component (GO): nucleus
Molecular function (GO): RNA polymerase II-specific DNA-binding transcription factor binding
Source: RefSeq, a predicted model, not a curated record
CUCACCCAGCGCUAGCUAUAUAACGGGCUGGUGUGGAGGGGCUCCACAGGGUCAGCUCCAGGGGUUCAUCCACAAGAGAGAAAAGCAUAGACUCACGGCUGUCAAAAUGAUGGUACUGAGGGUAGAGGAACUGGUAACAGGCAAAAAGGACAACAAUGAGUCCACAGGGGCAUUCCUUCCUGGGGAGUUCAGAAGUGGAGAAUAUGAAGCUGCUGUUGCUUUGGAGAAACAAGAGGACUUGAAGACACUUCCGGCCAACAGCGUGAACCUAGGGGAGGAACAACGGAAAAGCGAGAAACUGCGAGAGGCAGAGCUCAAAAAGAAAAAACUAGAACAAAGAUCAAAGCUUGAAAACUUAGAAGAUCUUGAAAUAAUUGUUCAACUGAAGAAAAGAAAAAAAUACAAGAAAACUAAAGCUCCAGUUGUGAAGGAGCCAGAACCUGAAAUUAUCACUGAACCUGUGGAUGUGCCGAGGUUUCUGAAAGCUGCGCUGGAGAACAAACUGCCAGUUGUAGAGAAAUUCCUGUCAGACAAGAACAGCCCCGACGUCUGUGAUGAGUAUAAACGGACCGCUCUCCAUAGAGCAUGCUUAGAAGGACACUUGGCGAUUGUGGAGAAGUUAAUGGAGGCUGGAGCCCAGAUUGAAUUCCGAGAUAUGCUUGAAUCCACAGCCAUCCACUGGGCAUGUCGUGGAGGAAACCCAGAUGUUCUGAAACUGUUGCUGAACAAAGGAGCCAAAAUCAGUGCCAGAGACAAGCUGCUCAGCACAGCUCUGCAUGUGGCGGUGAGGACCGGUCAUUACGAGUGCGCUGAGCAUCUCAUCGCCUGCGAGGCGGAUCUCAAUGCCAAGGACAGAGAAGGAGACACCCCGCUGCACGAUGCUGUGAGGCUGAAUCGCUAUAAGAUGAUUCGACUCCUGAUGACCUUCGGUGCGGACCUUAACGUCAAGAACUGUGCUGGGAAGACCCCCAUGGAUCUGGUGUUGCACUGGCAGAAUGGAACCAAAGCAAUAUUCGACAGCCUCAAGGAGAAUGCCUACAAAAACUCUCGCAUCGCUACGUUCUGAGAAAAGAGACUCACCCCGAGCUGUUCACAGGUGUUUUCAAAGCAUUUCCCAGCAGAAGAGCAACCAGCGAUAAAAUCCAGCUUUUGUUUGCCAGCCGAAUAGGGAGAUACGCUUAAAGAAGCUUCAAGAAAGCACCGGUUAUAGGUGUUAAACGGUCCUCUAGUGAUGCUCACCAUCUUUAUUUAUUCCUAUGUAUUUAUUUAUUUAUUUCAUAGCACUGGCA